This is a messenger RNA of Fukomys damarensis (Damara mole-rat), 3234 nucleotides long. RefSeq names its product FA complementation group E (gene Fance). Bases 75 to 1703 code for a protein of 542 amino acids. Gene Ontology annotation, cellular component: Fanconi anaemia nuclear complex. Gene Ontology annotation, biological process: interstrand cross-link repair. The transcript is spliced from 11 exons. The record is from RefSeq and is a predicted model, not a curated record. Lineage: Eukaryota; Metazoa; Chordata; Mammalia; Rodentia; Bathyergidae.
CUUCCGGCGGCUCCUCCCGCCGUUUUCUUCAGCCCUGAACAGGGCUCUCGCGGUCCUUAGAAGGUGACCGUUGUAUGGCGACCCCAGAGGCGGCGCCCCCUGGGGCUGAGGGUGCGGGGCCUGAGCCCUGGGCGGCCCUUGAGGCCCCUGCUCGCCUGCUGCUAGAGGCGCUGCAGGCCGGGCCCGAUGGAGCGCGGCGCGGCCUUGGGGUGCUGCGGGCGCUGGGCUGCCACGAGCGGGAUCCCCUCAGCUGGGGCGACCUCCUGGCGGCGCUGUGCCGUGAGGAGCCUGUGCUGCGGGACCCUGGCGGACCCCUGGAGCUGAGGCCGCUGCUGCUGCGCCUGCCCCAGUUCUGCCGGAGGAACCUGCUGUCCCUGCUGAUGGCUGUCCGGCUGUCACUGCCUGAAAGCCAGCUCCUGUCCGUGCUGCAGAUCGCCCAACAGGACCCGGUCUCUACUCCUGAUGCCUGGCUCCAGGUCCUGGGGAGAAUGCUGCAGAGAGACCUUGGGCCCGGCGUCUCCGUGGAGGGAGCCCCUGUGCUGUCGGAAGGGUGCCAGGCGCAGCUCCGGAGCCUCUGUAGGCGGCUGGGCCAGGGAGGCAGGAGGUUGAAGCUGCCUGAGGCUCCAGACCAUGAAGAGGAAGAGGAGGACAGGGACUCCCAGCAGCGUGGGAAACGAAGGAAGGAGCCAGGGGAAAUGACUGCCACUCCUGAGGGAGAGAGACUCCCCAAAAGGUUCCGAAGUGGGGAACGGGAAGAAGAGGAAGAUGAUGACAAGGAGGAGAGACCAGAAGAAGCCCUGUCCUUGGAAUCCCCGGCAGAUGGAGGAAGAGCAUCCCCCAAGAGGGCCCAGCCCAUUGUCAUGGGAGCCGGGCCCUGUGGCGCCGGCCAGAAUCCCGGGCCAGCGGAAGGCCGAGCGGCCAGUGCGGAGUUGCCUGGAGCCCUGCAGGCCCAGGUGCCCAGGCUGCAGCAGCUGCUGAAGACCUUUGGGGAGGGAUUGGAAGGACGGGGGGAUAUCCCCCCGGUUGAGCUGCAGCUUCUCCAUGAAUGCAGUCCCAGCCAGGUGGAGCAGCUGUGUGCCCAGCUGCAGCUCUCCCAACUCUCGGACACCAGCCUCCUGCGUCUGUGCACCUGGCUGCUGGCCCUGUCCCCGGGUCUCAGCAUCAGCAAUGCCACUGUGUUGGCCAGGAGCCUCUUUCUGGGACGGAUCCUCUCCCUGACCUCCUCAGCCUCCCGGCUGCUCAGAACCGCACUGACCUCCUUCUGUGCCAGCUACCCCUACCCAGUCUGCAGAGCCCUCCUCAGCACCGUGCUGCAGGCCCCAGGCACAGGCCCGGCACAAACAGAGUUGCUGUGUCACCUGAUGAAGGAUGAGUCCCUGGAGCCAGAUGCUCAGGCCCUCAUGUUGGGGCAGAUCUUGGAGCUGUCCUGGAAGGAGGAGACUUUCCUGGUAUUGCAGGCGCUCCUGGAGCAGCAGGUGGAGAUGGCCCCUGAGAAGUUCUGUGUCCUGAUGGAGAAACUCUGUGAGCAGGGACUGGCAGCCACCACCUCUGUGGCCUAUGCCAAGCUCGUGCUGACGGUGAUGACCAAGUACCAGGCCAGCAUCACUGUGACCCAGAGGCUGGGCCUGGCUGUGGCCCUGGAGCCCCACGCCACCUUCCUGCGGAAGUCCCUGCAAGCUGCCCUGAGACGCUUGGCCCGCUGACCACCCAUCAGCCGCCUUCCUGGAGCCCCGGCACCAGCUCCUGAAGGACAUUUCUGCCCUUGCUGCCUUGUCCCGAGCCCUGUCCUCAGGCUGCUGCACUCGAAGGGGCUGCUCGGACUGCAGGCACCGAGACUCCGGAGUAAUUUACCCAUCGUAUUUCUUUACUUUUGUGCCGGGGCUCAAACGUGGAACAACUGAGCUAAAUCCCCGACCCUUACCCAUACACAUCGUAUUUAAUAAACGGAGGGCAGCUCAGACCCUGGGGCCUGUGUCAAAACUUCCCGCUCUCCCUGCUCAGGGACAGGGCAUUUGCUUCCCAGGGAGGGGAAGGUUGCAGAGCGUUGGUUCUGAAUUCACUCGCAUACUGUGGGCCAGAACCGUGUGGUGCCAGCCACCGCAGGCCCGUCAGAGGUGACUGUCACACGGGUGAGGCGCUCAGCCACCCCUGGGGGCUUAGGUGCGAGAGACUCAUUGUGGUGCUGAUGAAGGGUUUGGGCAGGCGAUGGCGGAGGGCACCGCAGGGCUUUCCUGGGUCACUCACCCCUCGGGCAGAAGUGGGUGUGCCGCGCCACGGGCCUUGUGUCUCCCCAGCACCUGGCGAGGCUCCUGGUAUGGGAAACACUUCUGUUACUGAAUCCCGGAUCGAGGAGCAUCUGCGAGCCACGCUCCCUGCCCUCCCCCGCUGCAGGUGGGGCCAGGAUCAGAGCUUCCUGGGCACUUCCUAGAGUCCCUGUUACAGCAGGAUGGGGAGGGAGGGAGGUCGGGCCAAGGGAUAAAGCCUGGUUUUGAGAACAGAAGCUGACGCAGAGGACACAGGCAGAGGUCUGAAGGAUGGAUGUGUCGGAAUCACCGCCAGCGGUCUUCACAGUGCUGUAUCCAGGCUGUGACCAGGUGACCCUGCUCCCACAAGACAGGCCCCUUAAGUCAAGAGACAAGAUAGAGAUGACUUUAGUGGGAAAGUUUGGAUCCAGAGGUCGGAAGGCCAUUUUGCCGGAGGGCCGGUGGGCACCUUCUCAUAGCGCUGUAGCUAAAGGACGAGAAUCCAACCCUAAUUCUAAUCUAGCCACCAGAUGCUUUUUCAGUUCUGCAAAUCUCAAAAAAAUACACAGUUCCAUUACUGCGCGAGACGAAGGCCACGCGAGGUUAAAACGGGGUCCGGCACGAGAUCGGGACUCCGUGCUGGGCUUUAGACUCGGCCCCUCAGUUAAGAGCCCGGCGGGCAGCAGCUGGGCAAACGAGGCCAACGGGACCCGAGCACCAUCAGCCCAGCCCACCCCGGCUCUCGCGGCACAUUCCAGCGGCGCCCUCCAGCGGCCGCAUCCGGCAGUGCUCACGGCUGAGCGCUCGAACUAUGCGCUGGAUGUAAGCCCGCGGGAUCGGGGGAUUUCUCGCGAGAGCAGGACGAUUAUUUCUGCGCAUGCUUGAAUUUGCUAAUUUCUUUUCCGGUUGCCGCAGCGCGAGGAACCAUGAGCAGCAAAGUCUCCCGCGACACCCUGUAUGAGGCGGUGCGCGAGGUCCUGCACGGGAACCA